AUGGAGGCCUCGAGAAACAUUGAGUUCUCCGGUGGCGCAGCCUGCGCCAGCGCCUUCUGGGGCACGGUGACCUGGAGGCCCGGAGUUGGAAGUCGGGGUGGGGAGGAGAGGCAUAGGGUGCUUCCUGGGCAUGAGGAGCAGGAUCAAAAGGGCAGCACCGAACAGGCUUCCGUAAGGCGUAAUGUAAGGCUGAAGUCUAGGCCUGGGUGUCUAGCUGCCGUGUCUGCUUCCUUAGGCCAUGUGUUAUUUGUGGAAAAGCUGUUGAUUAAAAAAUCUGUUCUCCCUUUUUCUGUCUUUGUUCAGUUAUCCAGUCAGAGCGAAGUCAUCACAAGAAUCGUUCAGAGACUAUGUGAAAAGAAAAAGAAGAACAUCCUUGCGUAUGGAUACUCCUUGCUGGAUGAAAACAGUUGUCACUUCAGGAUUUUGCCAUCUUCGUGCAUAUACAGCUAUCUGCCCAAUACUGUAACAGAAACGAUUCGCAUCAGUGGCCUCUGGGAGAUACUGCUGAGCAGGAUAGGGGACGAUGUGAUGAUGUACCUGCUGGAGCACUGUGCACUCUUCAUGCUGGUUCCCCCAAGUAACUGUUACCAGGUCUGCGGGCAACCAAUUUAUGAACUUAUUUCGCGUAACAUAGGGCCGUCCCCAGGGUUCGUUAGACGACGAUAUUCAAGGUUUAAACAUAAUAACUUGCUUAACUAUGUGCGAAAAAGACUUGUGUUUCAUAGGCACUAUCUUUCCAAGUCACAGUGGUGGAAGUGCGGGCCGAGACGUCAAGGUCGUGUCUCCAGCAGAAGAAAAAGAAGGACCCAUAGGAUACAAAGCCCAAGGUCUGGUUACCAGUCUUCUGCAAAAGUGAACUUUCAAGCAGGCAUGCGGAUCAGCACAGUUACUGCACAUCUGGAAAAACAGAACUGCUCCAGUUUAUGUUUGCCAGCUAGAACACCAUCUUUAAAAAGGAAGCGUGAUGGAGAACAGGUUGAAACCACAGCUAAGAGAGUGAAAGUAAUGGAGAGAGAGGAACAGGCUUGUAGUAUCGUUCCUGAUGUAAAUCGAAGUAGCUCCCGGAGGCAUGGAGUUUGGCAUGUAGCACCACGUGCUGUAGGUCUUAUUAAAGAACGUUACGUUUCUGAAAGAAGUUACAGUGAGAUGUCUGGUCCUUCUGUAGUUCACAGAUCUCACCCUGGGAAGAGGCCUGUAGCAGACAAAAGCUCUUUUCCAAGAGGAGUUCAGGGUAACAAACACAUAAAGACCGGUGCAGAAAAACGAGCAGAAUCCAAUAAAAGGGGCAUAGAGAUGUAUAUAAACCCAAUCUGUAAACCCAAUAGAAGGGGUAUAGAGAGGCAUAUAAAUCCAACCCAUAAACCUGGGUUGAAUUCUGUACAAACUGAACCAAUGGAAAGUGCUUCUUCGGGGGACAGAAAGCAGGAAAAUCCCCCAGCUCAUUUGGCAAAGCAGUUACCAAAUACAUUCUUGCGCUCUGCAGUGUACUUUGAGAAGAAAUUUCUUCUGUAUUCCCGUAGUUACCAAGAAUAUUUUCCUAAAUCGUUCAUACUGAGCCGCCUGCAGGGUUGUCAGGCAGGUGGAAGGCAGCUUAUAGAAACUAUAUUUUUAAGCCAAAACCCAUUAAAGGAAAAGCAGAACCAAAGCCUAAAACAGCAAAAGUGGAGAAAGAAGAGGUUGCCCAAACGCUACUGGCAAAUGAGAGAGAUAUUUCAGAAGCUGUUAAAAAACCACGAGAAGUGCCCUUAUUUAGUUUUCUUGAGAAAAAAUUGCCCUGUUUUGCUUUCUGAAGCAUGUUUGAAAAAAACGGAGCUGACCUUGCAGGCAGCUCUGCCUGGGGAAGCAAAGGUUCACAAGCACACAGAACAUGGGGAAGAGACCACUGAGGGUACUGCACCGAACAGCUUCUACACUCCUCCCUCAAUGCCAUUGUGUGGGCAGACAGAGAGAGAGGAGCAGCACCUUGCAGAGGGGAGUGAUCCGCUCCUCAGGGAGCUGCUCAGGCAGCACAGCAGCCACUGGCAGGUGUAUGGCUUUGUGAGGGAGUGCCUGGAGCGGGUGAUUCCUGCCGAGCUGUGGGGUUCAAGCCAUAACAAAUGCCGGUUCUUUAAAAACGUGAAAGCAUUCAUUUCCAUGGGGAAGUAUGCUAAGCUUUCAUUGCAGCAGCUGAUGUGGAAGAUGAGAGUGAAUGACUGCGUAUGGCUUCGUCUGGCCAAAGGUAAUCAUUCUGUUCCUGCCUAUGAACAUUGUUACCGUGAAGAAAUUUUGGCAAAAUUCCUAUACUGGCUGAUGGAUUCCUAUGUUAUCGAGUUGCUCAAAUCAUUUUUCUAUAUCACCGAGACCAUGUUCCAGAAAAACAUGCUUUUCUACUACCGAAAGUUUAUCUGGGGCAAGUUACAGAACAUUGGAAUUAGAAACCAUUUUGCCAAAGUACAUCUACGUGCUUUAUCUUCAGAGGAGAUGGAAGUGAUCCAUCAAAAAAAGUAUUUUCCUAUUGCAUCAAGGCUCCGGUUCAUUCCUAAAAUCAAUGGUUUAAGACCCGUAGUAAGACUAAGCCGUGUUGUUGAAGGACAGAAACUCAGCAAGGAAAGCAGAGAAAAGAAGAUACAGCGCUAUAACACUCAGCUAAAAAAUCUAUUUAGUGUGUUAAAUUAUGAACGAACUGUAAACACCAGUAUCAUUGGCUCUUCAGUAUUCGGGAGAGAUGAUAUCUACAGGAAGUGGAAGGAGUUUGUUACAAAGGUUUUUGAAUCAGGUGGUGAAAUGCCUCAUUUCUACUUUGUGAAGGGUGAUGUGUCCAGAGCUUUUGAUACUAUUCCUCACAAGAAACUUGUGGAAGUGAUCUCACAGGUCUUGAAACCUGAGAGCCAAACUGUAUAUGGAAUAAGGUGGUAUGCUGUGAUUAUGAUUACCCCAACUGGAAAAGCCAGGAAGCUCUAUAAGAGACACGUUUCUACUUUUGAGGAUUUUAUUCCAGACAUGAAGCAGUUUGUGUCCAAGCUUCAAGAGAGAACUUCAUUACGAAAUGCAAUAGUAGUUGAACAGUGCUUAACUUUUAAUGAGAACAGUUCCACCCUGUUUACUUUCUUUCUUCAAAUGUUACAUAAUAACAUCCUGGAGAUUGGGCACAGGUACUAUAUACAGUGCUCUGGAAUCCCACAGGGCUCCAUUUUGUCAACCUUACUUUGCAGCUUAUGCUAUGGAGACAUGGAAAACAAAUUACUUUGUGGAAUCCAGAAGGAUGGAAUCCUAAUACGUCUUAUUGAUGACUUUUUGCUGGUUACACCACAUUUAAUGCAGGCAAAAACUUUUCUAAGGACUAUAGCAGCAGGUAUUCCUGAGUAUGGCUUUUUAAUAAAUGCCAAGAAGACAGUGGUGAAUUUUCCUGUUGAUGAUAUUCCGGGAUGUUCUAAGUUCAAACAGCUGCCAGAUUGUCGUUUGAUCUCAUGGUGCGGUUUAUUACUGGAUAUGCAGACACUUGAGGUUUAUUGUGAUUACUCCAGUUAUGCCUUUACUUCUAUCAGAUCAAGUCUUUCCUUCAAUUCAAGUAGAAUAGCUGGAAAAAACAUGAAAUGCAAAUUGACUGCAGUCCUCAAACUGAAAUGCCAUCCUUUAUUUCUUGACUUAAAGAUCAACAGCCUUAAAACAGUUUUAAUUAACAUCUACAAGAUAUUUUUACUUCAGGCUUACAGAUUCCAUGCCUGUGUUCUUCAGCUUCCAUUCAACCAGAAAGUUAGGAAUAAUCCUUAUUUCUUUGUAAGGAUCAUCUCUGAUACUGCUUCAUGCUGCUAUUUUAUCCUGAAAGCUAAAAAUCCAGGGGUUUGUUUAGGUUGCAAAGAUGCAUCUGGCAUGUUCCCUUUUGAGGCAGCAGAAUGGCUCUGCUACCAUGCUUUCAUUGUCAAACUGUCCAACCACAAAGUUAUUUACAAAUGCUUACUUAAGCCCCUUAAAGUCUAUAAGAUGCAUCUGUUUGGGAAGAUACCAAGGGAUACUAUGGUACUGCUGAAGACAGUGACGGAACCAUCUCUUUGUCAAGAUUUCAAAACUAUACUGGACUAAGCGAUGAAGGUUUAUUUCAUAAUCCUUCCAGGCUUAAAAAUAAAUGUUAAGUUUUUAGAUUAAUUUUCUCUGUAGUUGAUUUUGGUAGAGUGAACUGAAAGCAUUUUACUUGAAAAUUUUCUCUGUGGUUUUUUUGUUUGUUUGUUUUGGUUUAUUUUUGGUACCACACAAUAACUUUAAAAGAGCAGGCUGUUUUGUUAACAUCUUCCUGUUUGUGUUUUUCUGUAAGUUCGAAGGCUGUUUGAAGUACAACUUGUGAACUUGGCUUGAUUUCCUUCAGUAAUUCCUUUCUUCUUGAUGAAGACAUAUUUAAAUUAUCUGUUUAAACAGAUCAACGUUUUUGCCAUGUAUUGUUUCUGAAGAACUGUUCUUUGAUUUUUCUAUUGCAGACAAUUUUAUAAUAAAUUGUCCACACAGUUGCAGUAAUGCAUACUUGUCUCCAAUACCUUUAUUUUAUAGUAAACUUCAACCCAAUCCCACUCAACUUGGGAGUGUCUCGAAAGGCACUUAUUGGUACAGGGAAAGUGCAUUUCAUGGCUGCGUCUAGCAAGAUAUAUGGGAUAAAGAUUUUUUUGCUUUGGAGAACACAGUCAAAAUUUGUAUGCUAAAUCUGGGUAUGUUCAACAUGUUUAAUAUAUUCUGAGAGUUUAUAGAGAUGUUUUAUACCACCUGCAACUACACAAAAUGAGAACAAUGGUGAUGUAUUUAUAACUACAAAAACAAGGGGAACCAGGGUUAUUGUUUAGAUAAUAGAAAAGCUACCUGCUUGGUAUAUUUGCAUUUCCUGUUCUUUAUUUAAUCUUAUCUUUUGCUCCUUAAUAGUACUGAACUACUAUCUAGCCCUUUUGUUGGCAUGUUGUACAGGACUGAAUUUUGCUCUGUGACUGCUCUGAGCAGGAAGGGAGGAACUUGAUACAAACUCUUCUAGAGGAAGUAGAAGCAUCAACAUGCUUCAGAGGUAUCCUCGCUGCUUACUGUUGGAAAGGGAUUUCAGACUGAAGAGACUGAAGCAAAUGUCCAGUGGUCCAUGCAGUCUGUCAUCAGGGGAACAAUAAUGAAGAGCUCAGAAGUCAAGGAGUUCAAAAUUUGCACUGUGUCAUGACAGUGACUCGAGAUACAUCCACAAGAUUCAAGUCUAUAAAUCUAUACAUAGCUUCAUUAUUUUCUCAGCAUAUGUCUAUAUUAUUUAGCUGCAGUUUUUAUUAUGGGCAUAUCUCUGACCAAAAUGUUAAGCCUGAUGACAUACCCUUACACAUAUGAUUUUAAUGAACAUCUAUCUGUAAUCAAACAUGUGAAUGUAUAGGGUACACUUUAAUUAAAAUUUCUGUUUACAUAGUUUUUAUAUGAAUGUAUGCUCAAAAUAUAAACGGAUUUUAUUGAAACUAUUCUUUAUGGAAAUCUUAAUUUAGCUCAUAACCUUUCAAAUAUAAUUUGCGUUGUGUAGUUAGUUAUCUGUUAUGUGCCUAAUUUCUCCUAUUUUUUCUAUAAUUUCAUUAUCUGAUGCCCCUAAGCUCACUUUUUAGCAAUUAACCCUUCUAGAAGCAGUCAGCAGUUUGCAGAAGUGUUAUAAAAAAUAGAUAUUCUGGCAUUUCUGUUUCUAUUUUAGUAUUACAACAGGAGGAAUGUCUUGAGCAGCCAAAGGCAGCAAUGCUGUUAUUGAUGUAACUAGGACUACAAGAGGGGCACAUCCAGGGAUAAGUUAUAGAGCCAGGAGCAGGAAGGAGUCAGAGCCAUGCACAUGCGGGUUGUCAGAUCUCUCCAACUCUUCUGUUAGAACAAGUCAUUAUGUCCCGUUCCUGCACGCCGUGUCUCACUAACAGGGAGAUAGCCCUUGUAGUAUUCCUUUGAGCUUUUAGUAGUAAUCUUAGGGAGUGAGUAGGUUGAACUAGCUAUUAUCAAGCUUCUGACACAUCUAGUGAGAGUUGGUGUGGUUGGGAAAGGCAUUUGGAUUUGAAAUGGCUUGCCUGGAGAGUCUAGCUCCACUGACAGUGGAUUAAUAUUAAUGUCUGAGCAAAAGCUGUUCUAUGAGCUUCUGGAUCCUUUCAGCAUGGCUCUCUCCAUUAGGCUUUGUGGUUUGCUGUUGACUUUUUCACAGAAAUAGCAUUGGAAGUCAGGACCCAUGCCAGCAAGUGCUGUGAAAGGGCAUUUGCAGCUCUCCCUCACCAUUGUUUUCAUCCGUCAAGUGGACCUGUCUCUUUCCUUCGUGUCUCUUAGUCACCAUCUUGUCAAGGCCUCCGUGAAACCUCCAUUGGUGUGACCCUUCAGGCUGUUGCAAAGGAAUCAGAGAUAGCUCUGUUUCCACGCUGCUAGAGAAUCGGACACAAAUUGGUGUGUUUUUAUGGAGAGAAGCAACAUGUCAGUGAGGGGUUUGAGUUGGUUUCGUUCUUUUUCAGCUUCUGUUCAAAUCCCUUUUAUCCCUCAUAAAGCUCUGCUAAUACAUAGCCUAUCUCAAGGCUAAAUACUAAAACUGUGUCUGUUAUUCUUAAACUUCCUAUAUCUUUCUUGGCUCUAUUAAUUAUUUCACCUAAGGCUUUGUCAUGCCUUAUCCUCCCAGGCUUUUCCAGUCUUUUUUCAGAGGCUACUGGUUGCUCAAAAGAUGUCUGCAAAGGGAACCCUUAUCUCCCAUCAGAGUGACCAGGAUCUGCAGGAACUGCAUUUAUUUGGAAUAAGUGAAAGAAGACAGAGGACACUUGAAAUAAUUGGUGGACUUUCAAG
Molecule: messenger RNA, 6774 nt
Organism: Meleagris gallopavo (turkey)
Lineage: Eukaryota; Metazoa; Chordata; Aves; Galliformes; Phasianidae
Source: RefSeq, a predicted model, not a curated record